AUGGUUACCAAAAACUCUCACGCAACGAUGGUACGAAGUAAUAAAUACGAAGCGCGCGAAAAUUUGAUUUUGAGUCUCGCAGGGCAUUUGGAGUUUAACAGUAAGUUUUUUACCGAAAAAAUGCUAUUUUUAAAUUUGUCUAUAUUUAAAAACUACAAUUAUUUGUAUAAUAUAUAUGUUUUGAGCAGAAACUACUUUAUUUGGUGGGUUUUUCUAUUUCAAUUUCAUCUUUUUAAACAUUUUUUUUCUUCUUUUUUAUAGAUUAAUUUAAAAGAUAUUAACGGAAAGGUACGAGUAUAUUUUUAAUAUAUUUACUGUAUAUGUAUGCUCCUGAGAUAGUCUAAAACAGCCUCUAAUGUAUUUUAAUGAUAAAACAAGUUGCCUGCUAAUUUAUAUUAAGCAUUAAAAAACAGUUUUCAAUAUCAUAAAUACAAAUUGCCUUCUGGAAGAGGAAUUUUAUUGUAGUGUGCUACUAAUGCUAACUGGUCUUCCAUGUUUUCUUUUACAGCAAAGGACAAAGUUUAAAACAAGUAAGUUGAAUAAAGUAAACUGCUUUAAUUGUUAAAUGAAUAUGAAUAUACAUGUAUAAUUUGAAAAAUAUUUCAAAGAGCUUUAUGAGUUGUUUAAUUUAUUAACCAAUGAAAGAACAUUUUAAAGGGGCCCUACAGUAAUUUUUUAGUCAAGGAAGUAUUGUUUACAUUUUUUUGUUAUUGUCGCUACUUGACAUGCGUACUACUGCAUGCAUGCGUUUUCUUGUGUGCGGAAAUACUCAUACUCAUGGAUAAUGCUUGUAAGAUGCAGCCAAACAAAUCCCUGUGGAGUCCCUGGCUUUUCAACUAAAAAAUGACUGUAGGGCCCCUUUAAGAACUCUUCAUUGUAAAUCAUUUCCAACUAAUGCGUAUACUGUAUCUUGUGAAUUUUAGUGGACAAUAAUGAUGACAAUAUUCUUGGUAUGUACAAUUAAUACUGUAUGUAUUUAAUAUACAAUAGCUAGGUUUUAUAUAUAUAUAUAUAUAUAUAUAUAUAUAUAUAUAUAUAUAUAUAUAUAUAUAUUAAUAUACACUCAGUAUUUAUAUUUAUGCGGGUUCACAGAGCCGUGCGAACUGGUAUCUCAAUGGGGUAUCUCAAAAAAAUUUUCCGAUGUUGUGUUUCUGAGAACAAAAGUUGCAAAAAUUUUUCACAACAGUUCUUUUCAACCAAAAUUUUCCAGAAAAUUCCAUAAUACUGUAAAUACAGACCUACCUGGUACAGUAUACCAAUCAACAAAAAAUUACCAGAGGUUAAAUUUCAAUACACUUUCAGUACAACACUGUGUUUUAAUUUUAUUAGAUGAGACUCUGUAAGGAAAUAUAACUUAAAUAAAAACUAUUAAUACUGGUACUGAGAAUGUAAUUUCGUAUGAUCUAUAUUGUAACAUGAUAACUUUAAUUAAUAAAACCUUUUAACAAAACCUUUUUCAUUUUAGAUGUACUGGUUGAUGAUGGUAAUUAAGUUCAAUGAUUUAUUCUGAUGAACAGAAAUUGGUUGAGUCUGAAAGACCAUGGAGAAAAUUUGUGAUUUCUGUUUCGGAAGGCCAAAAAUCUAAUUCUUGUGAGAGAAAGGGGUUAUCGCCCGUAUUCUAAAGCUCAUUCGCACUCAUAUUCAAUGAGUGUAAGUUCAGUCUGAGCUUCUCUUGAGGGUCAACGCUGUUUUUGAAUAGCUGGGGGGGUAGUGUCGUACCUUACUACAGUAUGUGACUGCUCACCCUUCACCUAUUCAAAAACAGCAUUGACACUCAAGAAAAGCUCAGAUUGAACCUCCACUCAUUGAGUGUGAGUGAGCUUUUAGAUUAUGGGUGUAUGUUAACCCCUGAAGUGUCAACACUCUCUCCCUGACAAGAAAAAUUCCUGCCAUCAGACAGUAAAUUUAAAAAGUAGGCACAUCUGGGCGCAUUUCCACUUGGUGAACAUAGUCCAUAGGCAAAUAGUCUGAUAAAUGAACCCAUUAAAUGGCAGCACUCCCUCCCUGAUGAGUAAAAUCAUCUGGCAUUAGACAGAAUAAUAAGAGAAAGUAGGGCACAUCUGGGCUCAUUGCCACUUACAGGGUUAAUUUGUCUGAGAAAAGCCAAGGGUAAUAGAUACAUUGUUUUUUGCAAGAGGGAGUUUUGAAAUAUUUUCUGGAAUGACCCAAUUGAUUAUACGAUUGAUAAUUAAAUAUUGUCAUGUAAAAUAUUUGGUAUAAUUACAGAUAUACCCAAAGGAGUUAACAGUUUUUUUGCAAUUAACUAUAGAUAUGAUGGAUGAAGUUCGUGACGUGGCACCAUGUAAGUUUACAACAUAUGAUAAGUUUAGUAUUAAUUAAUAAUUUAAACAUAGUGUAUUAAUUUUAUACUAAUUUUAAAACAUGAUUUCAUUUCAGUGAAUGAGCAACAGCAGGAUGGCAAUGGUAUAGUUUUUUAUAUACAUGUAUUUGUCUAUCAUUUACAUUCAACGAAUCAAGUUAUUAUUUCAUUUCGGUAGAUAAGGAUCAUCAUUGACCUCGCAAGCCAGGCUCUCUACUCACGCUUCCCUCCCUAACAGAGCCUGGCUUGCAAGGUUGGAUCAUCAUCCAGAUCGCAAUGGUAUGGCCAAUGUUGGGAGAACUUCAACAACCAAUGUAGUAAUCCACUUGUGUAAUUCCAAACUAAUCAGGUGACAAGAAAAUGUACCAAAAGGGAGAAAAAGAUUAACUUUCAAAUAUUCCCUCCAUGGUGAAAUUGUGAAUGUUUUCUGGCAUGCAUGAUACAGGCCAAUAAUAAUCGCAGAUUUCGUAUGAACUUUGGCAACAUUUUUUCUAUUUAACUGUACAUAUUCCUGUAGAUGAAGAGGAUGCAGAGCAGGUUGGAGGACCUGAAGAGGCGGUCCAGCCAUGUAAGUUUAGAAUAUACUGUUACUGUAAUAUAUCCAGUGUUGUUCAAUCAGAAUUAUAGUUAUAACUAAUACUAAUAUAAUAACAUGAUUUGAUUUCAGUGAAUCAGCAACAACAUCAAAAUGGUAUGGUUCUUGAUAUUUACUUAUAUCUGAUACUUUAUAAAAAUCUGUAAUAAUUGUUCUAACAAAAAUACUAUUUCUUUCCAGUUCAUCGCCAACAACAUCAACAACGUGGUAAUAGUAUGCUUUUUUAUAUUGUUUAACCCAUUAAGUGCCAGCGCUCUCCCCUUGACGAGUAAAAUCGUCUGGCAUUAGACAGAGUAAAAUACUAAAAUAGGGUGCAUCAGGGUGCAAUGUGACUCAAUGGGUUAAUUACACCUCUUUAAUUAUUAAUACUAAUCAACAUUUUUUCAUUUCAGUUAACAAUGAACGCCGACAACGUGAAGGUAUAGUUCUUGAAAUAGAUUUAUACCAUUAGGGUGGGUUGUUCAAGGCAGAGUUAGCUUAACCCUAGGUUAACCUAAAAUUCAAAGCAAACUUCCUGACAGCUUCUCUAUAAAUUUGGAAAUAUUUCUUCAGAGAUCUUGUCUGGAUUCAUACAUGUAGGUGUUUAUUUCUUGGAAAUAUUGAAAUAAACAGACAUGCCCAAAGUUAGCCUGACCCCAAUAGUUUAUAUGAGCCUCAUUGUCAGUUAUAUACAUAUUAACUUAUAAGUUUGUUUCUAUUUUUCUAACUUAGGAAAUCAAGCACGGACAAGAGGUAAUAUUAUGAUUUAUUUUUUAUCAGUGAAAAUGAAGCAAUCUGAUUGGCUGAGGAGCCUUUCAGAGCGGGCCGGUUUUUUGCAUCCGACCCACUCUGAAACGCAACUGCCCGCUGUGAAAUGCAACUGCCCGCUCUGGUUUUUGCGCCAAAAACCGAGGAGUGAAACAAUUUUUAAACGAAAAAAUCUGCCAAAAACGUUUGAAAAACAUAGCCUAAUGAUAGUCAGAAUACGAAAAUGAAUUGCAUCAAGCCCUAAAGGCUUCAUACUAAGCACGAUGUUCACGACAAUUGACAAUAUUUUGAUAUAGAAAUGCGACUGAAAGUCGGAAAGUAUUUGACAUGUAUAUAUUAACUUACGUCGAGAAAAUUAUAUAUUUUUUGAAUGCUCAUGUAUUCGGCCACUUAAAAGCGAAAAAUUACAGCUUAAAAGAAGGCUUAACAGCAGCAGUGAAAACAAGUCACGAAUAUAUUUUCUACCCAUUUGUGUCAUGUAUUUUUCACUGAUAUAAAUAUUGUAGGGUAAUGCAGGGCAAAAUGAGACACCUUAGAAUGGAAGGCAUAGCAAUUUGAAUUUUCUUUUUGACUUGGGUAUGUGAGGUUGACUCACAGCAAGAUAUGUAAAGCAAAAAAAAUGUUUGAAUCGAGGAAAACCUAGCAGUGGUAAUUGUCUCAUCUUGCCCCGGCACAGUGAGGCAAAAUGAGACAGGGCUAAAAAUUAAAAAUAAAGUCAAUAUAAUUAUACUUAUUUUAAUAGAACUUUAG
Paramuricea clavata is the source of this 4412-nucleotide messenger RNA. The record is from the annotation of a GenBank genome assembly. Lineage: Eukaryota; Metazoa; Cnidaria; Anthozoa; Malacalcyonacea; Plexauridae.